CAUUCUGUUCGUUUCUGUAGGUGCUGCGAUGAAUGGAUUAAAAAUGCGAAACUCUGGCCUGGUCUUGCUCCCCCUGCUGGUAGCCUCAGUCUAUACCGGGAACAUUCUGCUCUUUCCUGUGGAUGGCAGCCACUGGAUCAACAUGAAAAUCAUGAUUGAGGCUCUUCAUGCCAAAGGUCACAAUAUUACAGUCAUGCGAGCUUCGGACAGCUGGUACAUUGAAGAAACGUCCCCGUUGUACACUUCCAUCACUUUAGGAAGUUCAGCGCUUUUUGUUCAAGAAUUCAUUCAGAAUGUUAUAAGUAGACUCUUGGAAAUUAUGAGGGAGGGUUCCAUGUGGGCUCGCCUGAAACUGGAGAAGGAGAUGUGGGACAUGUCCCUUGAAAUGAUUGAGAAAGAGAGAAGACAGGUGAUCAGCAUGAUUGAAGACCAGGAACUAAUGCAGUCCUUGAGAGAUGCCAAAUUUGAUGUGUUUAUUACUGACCCUGUUAUAAUGAGUGGCCCCAUAUUAGCUCAUUAUCUCAACCUGCCACUUGUCUUUAAUGUUCGGUGGACAAUACAGGGUGAGGGCCAUUUUGCAAUCGCUCCCUCACCCCUUUCUUAUGUACCAUUGCCAAUGUUAGAGCUGUCGGACCACAUGAGCUUUUUUGAGAGAGUGGUAAAUGUUGUCAUGUACAUUGUAACUGAAUUACAGAUUAAAUAUUUUAUAGCUUCAAGCUACAAUGAACUGUGUAAUAAGAUAUUUGGUCCAGGGGUAGACUACUUUGAAUUAGUCCAAGGAGCAGAUCUGUGGCUCUUCAGAGUUGAUUUUACCUUUGAAUUUCCACGCCCUACUAUGCCAAACGUUGUCUACGUUGGUGGUUUCCACUGCAAGCCAUCCAAACCUCUUCCACAGGAUCUUGAGGACUUUGUGCAGAGCUCUGGUGAUCAUGGCGUCAUUGUCAUGUCGCUGGGAACUAUGGUUGGUCAGCUUCCUCAUGAUGUAGCCAGUUCAAUAGCUGAGGCUUUUGCAGAACUUCCACAAAAAGUGAUCUGGAGAUAUAAAGGAGACAGACCAUCCACUGUGGGGAACAAUACCUUAAUAAUGGACUGGAUACCCCAAAAUGAUCUCCUUGGCCACCCUAAGACCAGGGCGUUUGUAGCUCAUGGUGGAACCAAUGGAAUUCAGGAAGCCAUCUAUCAUGGAGUUCCCAUCAUUGGUUUCGGACUCAUCUGGGAUCAGCCUGACAAUCUUUCAAAAAUGAGGGUGAAGGGAGUCGCAAAAAAUGUCAAUUUCGCAACGGUGGACAAAGACUCCUUCCUUUUAACUUUGAACGAAGUGCUCCAUGACCCUUCAUACCGGGAAAACAUGCAAAGACUCUCCAGACUCCACAGAGAUGUGCCAAUAAAACCGUUAGACAAUGCUGUCUUCUGGAUCGAGUACUCGAUGAGGCACGGUGGUGCGGCUCAUCUACGAACACAGUCGUAUAAAAUGCCCUGGUAUUCUUACCACUCUGUAGAUGUUCUACUGUUCCUGCUAUUUGUUCUUACAUUUACUGCCUUCACUACAUUUAUAGUCAUUAGACAUGUCUGCUAUAGGCUGUGUAUCAAGAAAAAAGCAACUUCCUAAGAAUACACGUCGGUAUAUAAAAUCACACACAGUACGCUGUCAUGAGCUCAGAGCUCGAGCGCUGUUAAACCGGAUCAAGUGGAUCGUAUUGUUAGAUUAAACCAGCGAUAAUUGUCAUAUUUUGUCAUUGUCAUUGUUUAUGUGCCUUCCUAAUACUCUGCCCAGUUAAAUAAACCAACGUUUGUUUAUUUUCUCUCAUUUUACAGACGCGAGGUGGGUUUUGAAAGACAGAAGCAGGUUAUAGUGUGUGAAGGAAAUGCAGACCGGCAGCUCUGUAAUCGGUUUCCAAAGCCCAAAUCAGAUUAGCUGUGCUCUUAGGGACGAUACACACGCUGAACAGCCGCAGUUGAUAUUCGCCACGCCUUUCUCCCUUGGUUCCCUGUGAGUCAUUUUCUCAACCGUCUUUCCCCAGGCUGACUCGUUCCCACGGUUCAGUACGUUCCCCACCGCUGCUGCCCGAGCAACAAUCCUGCGCAUGAAUAUACCCUACCUUGCUGACGUGCUAAUUUAUACCUACAACUAUACGACCCUCGAAUCGUCUAAAUUCUCGCCCAGUUCCUGUGGAUUUUACAAUCAGAUCACGUUCAAAUCAACCCUUACGGAUCGUUUAUUUCUAUUACGUGUUUUGUGAAAUUCACAUUUCGUAUUGACUCGAAAGAAAGCGAUUCCGAGGCAAAUCUAUAAACGAGGGCAAAAAGUAACGGCGCCCUAUAAAAGAACGUGCGUUUAGGUGCACGCUGCACGUUCUCUUUCACCGUUCCGUCGCCGUUUUCUCAUUUUCAGCUCUCUUUACCAUGUUGUGAUUUGUGGGUGUGGCCAAAUGUAAAUGCUAGGAAGGUGAUUAGUGAUGUACGGUUGAUCGGUGUUUGGUUCAGGUUGAUCGAUAAAUGCGGUCCAUUUGUUGGAAAUAUUAUAAAGGUACCGUCCAAGGUGUUCAUAUUUAAUUCCAGUUCCAAUUUAAUUCAAAAUGGAACUUCUUUGUGUUCUUACGUUGAUUCUUUUUUUUUUUUU
Messenger RNA from Ictalurus punctatus (channel catfish), 2620 nucleotides. Its product is annotated as UDP-glucuronosyltransferase 2C1. The transcript has a single exon. The coding region runs from base 29 to 1609 and encodes 526 amino acids. The record is from RefSeq and is a predicted model, not a curated record. Gene Ontology annotation, molecular function: UDP-glycosyltransferase activity. Lineage: Eukaryota; Metazoa; Chordata; Actinopteri; Siluriformes; Ictaluridae.